AUGGAACGGUUCAAUAAAACCGCGCGGCAAGUAAGGGGAGUAGGCAAGAAAUUUACCAUUAGCACUCUGGCCACGGCGUUGAGGCCUUCCCCUUUCGUGGAUAAUCUGUUUACAGAACUCCCGAUAACCCUGGAUGAGUUGCAAGAAAAAGCAGCAAGGUUCAUCAGAAUAGAGGAGAUGAGGGUUGUUCAAAGGCGACAACAUGAACAAAAUUCAACUUCAGAACAAGAGAAGAAAGAAGGGAAGAAGCCGUUCGUACCUAGCGAGCGCCCAAAAGGCCAGAAAUACAGAGAUGGUCCAAAAGGGCCCAGAUUCGAAAAAUAUACUCCGUUGAACAUGCCAAGGUCUAGAGUCUUGGAAGAAGCCUUGAGUGCUGAUCUUAUUCGUUUAAGACCCUCUCGGUUGUCAACAACGGCCAACGGGACUAAACAUUGUACCUAUCAUCUAAAUAUAGGACAUACCACUGAAGAUUGCACGGUGUUGAGAGAUAAGGUGGAAGAACUGAUUCGGGCAGGCCAUCUGAGAAAGUUUGUGAAGGAGGAACGGAGGACGAGAAGUCCACCGAGGAAGACUAGGAUGGAACGAAAUGAUAGAAGAGAUGAUAGACGCCCGGAUCGCAGGCGAAGUAGAAGUCGUAACCACGACGGAUCACUGCGCGGCGCAAUAAACACUAUUUUUGGAGGUUUUGCUAGAGGGCCAUCAGCGUCAGCAAGGAAGAGAAACCUGAGGGAGUUAAAGAGUGUUCAUCGAGUAGAUGUGAGGAAGCACUCAAUGUCGCCAAUCACAUUCACCGAUGAAGAUUUUCAUGCUCCUGAUCCUGAUCAAGAUGAUCCGAUGGUAAUAACAGCUAUUAUCACUCGGUACAACGUGGGGAAGGUUUUGAUAGAUCAGGGAAGCUCUGUUAAUAUUUUUUACUGGAAGAUAUUCCAACAGAUGGAUUAA
This is a messenger RNA of Vigna umbellata (rice bean), 942 nucleotides long. RefSeq lists its product as uncharacterized. Lineage: Eukaryota; Viridiplantae; Streptophyta; Magnoliopsida; Fabales; Fabaceae. The record is from RefSeq and is a predicted model, not a curated record.